Amborella trichopoda is the source of this 3689-nucleotide messenger RNA. RefSeq names its product protein CHUP1, chloroplastic. NCBI's taxonomy places the organism in Eukaryota, Viridiplantae, Streptophyta, Magnoliopsida, Amborellales, Amborellaceae. Gene Ontology annotation, cellular component: cortical microtubule. The record is from RefSeq and is a predicted model, not a curated record. Gene Ontology annotation, biological process: protein localization to cortical microtubule cytoskeleton.
GCAAAUUGCAGAGCAAGGGAAAGAUUCCACCUUUUCAUGCAAAGCAGAUUAACUUGUCCCACUUGUGAACGCACAACCCUAGGAAUUGGAGCCUUCUGUUCCCCCCAUUUACUCAUUUCAAAUCCUCAACUCUCUCUCUCUCUUUUUCUCUCACUCUUAUUUCUAGAGAGAGAGAAGCAUGUAGUUUUUGCCUGAGAAGGACUGAAGGAGUCGGGGAGAGAGUUCUCCCACCACAUUCGUUCGUUACAGAACUUUCAGUCAUGGUGCUGGGGUGUUGAGAGAGAAAUAGUUGGUUUAUCUGUGUAAGGCCAAAACCCAGGAAUUGAAUCCGAUGAAAGAUUUGGGUUUAGCUGGCAGUAAUGCAGGGAUGAAAACCCAUGUCUCAGUUUUAGCUGACAUCUUGUUUUCAGGCUAGAAAGUUUUUAGCUUGGUUUUGGUUUCACUAGAAGCAGGGGAGAUCCGUCUUCUAAGAGAGAGCUCAAGGGGUAGGUGGCUUGCUUUCACUGGAAAGAGCUCAAAACCACCAAUUUUCUUUUGCAGGAUCAAGAUAAAACUGGUUCUGGGUUUGCCCUAAAACCCAUCUUUUCAUUUGAAAGAUUAAGAGGAAAACCAGUUCCAGCUUCACUCAAAUCAGAGCUCAAAAAGCCCAAGUUUUCUAUUGCAGGACCAAUAAGAAAUUGGGUUUGGCUUCCUUUAAGCUGCAAAACCCUGCUAUUUGAGUUUUUGUACCGAAUAUGUCUCAUUAAUGGGGUAUACACAAAUGAUGCUCUUCACGUGAUUCCAUAUUUAUAAGGAGCUUUCAAGUAAGGCGGCAAACAAAGGUGUUCACGAACUCCAUUGUUAAGAUUUUGAUCCUGACCUAGAGAGAUGAGAGAAGAGAUUACUGCAACUACUCGGCAGAAGCCGAGUAAAUUCCCUGAUCAAAGCCAUGCACCAAAGAUAUCAAAGCUUAAGUCCAAUUCAACAUGGGGAUCUCAGAUUGUCAAGGGGUUCUCAACUGAGAAGAAAACACGAACCAGAGUGAGUACCCAAGAGCCGAUUGCCUCUGCCAAGAAAACAACAAUAAUUUCUGUUCGUUCUAGCGAUACUGCUCUUACAGUUUUGAAAAGAUCAGAUGUCUCAGACUUGACAACUUUGAACAAGAAGCCACCUGUUAAUAGUUCAGAACGCCCGAACCAAAAAUAUCUCUUCAAUUCUUACCCCUCUAAGGUUAAGCGCUCGCUAAUUGGUGACUUCCCUUGUUCAGCGGGUGCUCAGGUUCACCCCCAGAUGCCGAAAUCUCAUCACGUGAGGUCCUCUAGUUCGAGUGAUUUGUUCUUUGAGUUAGAGCAUCUCCGGACAUCUCUCCAAGAAUCAAAGGAGAGAGAAACAAAGCUACACAGUGAAAUUCAGGAGUUUAAGGGGCUCAAGUCCAAAAUUUUGGAGCUAGAGAGAGAACUUGAACUUAAGAAGACAGAAGCUGAGACUUUCAGUCAAAGAGUUUGUAUGCUUGAAGACGAAAAGGAAAAGAUGUCUGAGCAGUUGGCUUCACUCUCUACAGUCAGGGAGAGCAAGGAGGAAGGGGCAACACGUCUAGUUAAAGGUUUUGAGGACUGCAAAUAUGAUCAAGAUAGUGAGAGGACGAUGAAGAGUAUAAGGAAGCUGGAAAUGGAAGCUGUUGAAUUGAGGCGUGUGAAUAUGGAACUACAGUUCCAAAAGAGAGACCUUGCUUGCAGGCUUUCCUCUUCGGAGUCCCAACUUGCUGUUCUUGCCAAAAAGACAGAGAGUGAUAAGGUGGCCAAGGUUGAAGCAGAAGCGUCAGUACUAAGGCAUACAAAUGAAAAUUUGUGCAAACAAGUUGAGGGGUUAAAGAUGAGCCGAUUCACUGAGGUUGAGGAACUUGUUUACCUUAGAUGGGUUAACUCAUGCUUGAGGCAUGAACUAAGAAAUGUUGAUAGCCAGUUGAAGAAACCUUCAGCUCUAGAUUUGAAAGAGACGUGGAGCCCCAAUUCACAGAACACAGCCAAACAACUUAUGAUGGAGUAUUCUAGGCCUGCAUUGCAAGAUUCUAGUAUAAAAAGCAUCCUUAUAAACACUAACAGAGAUGAAGAUUCGGAGAACUUAUCUUGCUUGUCGAGCACAUCAGAUUCCAGCAUUCAUAGCUCAAAGAAGGUGGGUUUGAUCCAAAAGCUGAGAAAAUGGUCCAAAAAUAACGACGAUUGCCAACUUUUAGACCACCAAUCUCUCUCAGGAAAAUGUUGGGAAGCUACCCAAGAAGGCGGAAGCCCAAGGCGUAGGCAUUCUAUCAGCGGUUCGAAAGGUUAUGCUGAAAAUUCAACACUGUGCAAGCAAAGAGAGUCGAAUGAGAUUGAUAGGGAGAGAGGAGCAUAUGUUAAUGAAAAUUUUCCUCCAAAAUAUGAAUUGGGUGUUGUCCAGAGUCCGAGAUUCUUGGUUAACAAGCAAGACCUAAUCAGAAUUGCACCAUCGGAAAUUGAGAAGAGAGCACUAAGGGUUCCCAAUCCUCCACCUAGGCCAUCAAAUUUGGCUCAAAAUGAGCACAAAAAUGGAGGAAUAACCAAAGUUGCACCCCCUCCACCUCCCCCGCCACCGCCUCCUCCUCCCAAGUUUUCAAUGAGAAGUAGUGCUAGUGUAAUGCAAAGAGCCCCGGAAGUAGUUGAAUUCUACCAUUCUUUGAUGAAGAGAGAUGGUAGGAAAGAUUCAGCUGCAGGAGGGGUUUGUGAUGCACCUGGAGUGACGAAUGUUCACAGUAGUAUGAUUGGCGAGAUCGAGAACCGGUCCUCUUAUUUACUUGCUAUUAAAGCGGAUGUGGAGACCCAAGGUGAAUUCGUGCGCUCCUUGAUAAGAGAGGUGAACAAUGCAGUAUACAGGGAUAUUGAAGAUGUAGUCGCCUUUGUAAAAUGGCUAGACGACGAGCUCUGUUUCCUGGUUGAUGAAAGGGCAGUUUUGAAACACUUUGAAUGGCCUGAGGGGAAAGCUGAUGCUUUAAGAGAAGCCGCAUUUGGUUAUCGUGAUCUAAAGAAGUUAGAGUCAGAGGUUUCCUGUUUUGAAGAUGAUUCUCGUGUUCCUUGUGAUGUCGCUUUGAAGAAGAUGCUAUCGCUUUCAGAAAAAAUGGAACGUGGUGUAUAUAACUUGCUCCGAACACGAGACGUUAUCAUGGGGCAUUGCAAAGUGUUUCAAAUCCCUACAGAUUGGAUGCUUGACUCAGGGAUCAUCAGCAAGAUAAAGUUCAGUUCAGUGAAGCUUGCCAAGAAAUACAUGAAAAGAGUGGCCAUGGAGCUCCAAGCUAAGGGUGCCUCAGAUAAGGAUCCCUCACUGGAGUACAUGCUACUCCAUGGUGUGAGAUUUGCGUUCAGGAUACAUCAGUUUGCAGGAGGAUUUGAUGCAGAAACCAUGCAAGCAUUUGAGGAGCUUCGAAAUCUCGCUCAUAUUCGCAAUAACAAAUAGAAAACCAGUGAGAAACCAUGAUGACUACUACUAUAGAAAAAAGAACCAUGCUUACCAGCUCAGUAAGUCAUAAACACUUCGAAACUUGUAGUUUCUUUUUCAUAAAUUCUCCUUUUUGGUGUGGUUGUAAGUUAAUCAUUUUUUGUUGUUUCUUUUUGUUUUGGUGUGGUUGUAAGUUAAUCAUUUUUGUUGUUUCUUUUUGGCGUGCUUAUAAUUUGUAUAGAGUGAGCUUCUUAGUGUCUUGA